AAACGAAUGCUCUGUCACACAUCCUGAAUUGGUACCUGCCUACUUGUGCACUACAAGUCUUUUGGAAGUCUCCUUUGUUUGUGUCAUUUGGAUCUUCUGUGCAUCAACAGCCAUGGUUCUGGAAGAGAAUGAGUGCGACUCUGUCUUUGAGCCCCACAUCACUGAGGAGCAUGUCGACACUCAGUAUGGGAAAGUCCACUGCAUCAUGGCGGGGACACCCAAGGCAAACCGCCCAGUCAUCCUGACAUAUCAUGAUGUUGGACUGAACCACAAAUCAUGUUUCGAGACUCUGUUCACACAUGAGGACAUGCAAGAAAUUAUCAGACAUUUCCCCGUUUGUCAUGUUGAAGCGCCAGGACAACAUGAGGGGGCCAAAACUCUCCCAACAACGUAUUCCUACCCGACCAUGGACCAGCUGUCCGAAGUGCUGCCUGCUGUGCUCAAACACUUCGGGUUGCACAGUGUGAUUGGACUGGGAGUUGGAGCAGGUGCCUACAUUUUGGCAAAUUUUGCUCUGAAUCACCCUGACCUGGUAGACGGAUUGGUUCUGAUCAACAUCAACCCCAAUGCUGAAGGAUUAAUAGAUGCUGUCGCAAACAAGAUUACUGAAUGGACUCACACCCUCCCUGACACAAUUAUCACUCACUUAUUUGGAAAGGAUGAGAUCCAGUCCAACCAUGACCUCAUAGCCACAUACCGCCACCACAUCACCACAUCAAUGAACCAACACAAUGUGGGUCAGUUCUUCCGUGCCUACAACAGUCGCAACGCUCUUGAGGUGGAGAGGCCUGUUGAAGGAGGAAACGUCAACGUCAGGACCCUCAAAUGCUCCACUUUGCUGGUUGUUGGAGACAGUUCUCCAGCUGUGGAGGUCGUGGUUGACUGCAAUUCCAAGCUCAACCCAACCAAGGCCACACUGCUCAAGAUGGCUGACUGUGGAGGACUUCCUCAAGUGGCUCAGCCAGCCAAAGUGAUUGAAGCCUUGAAAUAUUUCAUCCAAGGCCUGGGAUACUUGUCCAGUGCAAGUAUGACCAGGCUCCGGUCACGGACGACCUCCAGCUCCAGCAUCUCGUCCGUGGAGGGCCCUCGGAGCCGCGCGCACACCAAUGAACUGCAACGUGGCCGCAUUCACUCACACGGCGCAGAGGAGAAGCGUGGACGCUCCCACACUGAUGUCUCCAUGGAGAGCAUCUCCAACAGUAACAUGGACCGCAUGAUUUCAAAGUCCACUGAAGUGGCAUGCUAGAGCACACACAAGCACACUACACGUAUCUCAUUGAAGUUAAAUGAUACCUCACACCUGUUUUUACCGAGCUCCACCCUCUCUCCACCUGCCACGCCCUUUUAUCUGCACUCAAAAGGUCACAGCCAUAGCUAACCCACAAUGCAGUUUCUCUCAUUCUCUGCAACUGAUUGCAGACGAUUUAUUUACUGAUCAAUGACAAAAACAACUCAAAUAUGGUCUUAGUUUAUGCAACAAUUAGCUGUACGACUAUAUGAGUAAAAUAAACAUGCAAAAAUAUAUUUUUCAUGACUUCUUUGCACUUUUAUCAGGAGGUUAUUCAUAGAAAUGUAUAUGUUUUAUGUAGCAUGAAAAAUGUUUGAUCUGUAGAGUCAUAAAAUGAUACGACAUUUCAAUAAAUAAUCAUGAAAACGAA
Dunckerocampus dactyliophorus (ringed pipefish) is the source of this 1658-nucleotide messenger RNA. RefSeq names its product protein NDRG1-like. The record is from RefSeq and is a predicted model, not a curated record. The transcript is spliced from 12 exons. NCBI's taxonomy places the organism in Eukaryota, Metazoa, Chordata, Actinopteri, Syngnathiformes, Syngnathidae. Bases 113 to 1246 code for a protein of 377 amino acids. Gene Ontology annotation, biological process: signal transduction. Gene Ontology annotation, cellular component: cytoplasm.